This is a messenger RNA of Schizosaccharomyces cryophilus OY26, 762 nucleotides long. RefSeq names its product peptidase family C26 protein. Gene Ontology annotation, cellular component: cytosol. The transcript has a single exon. NCBI's taxonomy places the organism in Eukaryota, Fungi, Ascomycota, Schizosaccharomycetes, Schizosaccharomycetales, Schizosaccharomycetaceae. The record is from RefSeq and is a predicted model, not a curated record. The coding region runs from base 1 to 762 and encodes 253 amino acids. Gene Ontology annotation, molecular function: hydrolase activity, acting on carbon-nitrogen (but not peptide) bonds, in linear amides.
AUGAUUAGGCCUACAAUUAUUCUUAGUGUUGGAUAUGCCAAUCAUCUUCCAUUGUACGUUGAAGCAAUCGUCAAAGCGGGUGGUACUCCCAUCGUCAUCUAUCCCGGCUUGCCCAAAAGCAAAAUCCCCACCCAGGUGGACGGAGUCAUCCUAGCGGGAGGAGAGUCUGUUCAUCCUAGUCGGUAUGGCGAAGAGUAUAAGCCUAAUGUGCCAAUUAGUAUGGAUCUGGUCAGAGAUGACCUCGAAUGGGCCAUUGUUGACUUUGCCAUGAAACGUCAUCUUCCUAUCUUGGGCAUUUGCCGUGGAUGCCAGCUACUUAAUGUCUACUUUGGUGGCUCGUUGCAUCAGCAAGUCUCACAUGCGGGCUACAAUGAUGUUCAUCGCCCUGAGAAAGGCAAGGAUUAUUUGGCCCAUAAGGUUGUUGCCCACUCCGGUCACCUCCUUUCUAUUUUAGGACCUAAGCCAGUUUUCGUAAACAGCAUUCAUGAUCAAGGUAUUCAUACGGUUGGAAUGGGUCUCAAACCAACUGUAUUUGCGGAAGACGGUCUUUGUGAAGGCCUUGAAUCAGUUGACGGUAAUGUCCUUGGCAUCCAAUGGCAUCCUGAAGCUAUUCUCGAAAAACAGCCUCAUGCUCCUUCAGUAUUUCGCUAUGUUGUCGAAGUCGCUAAAUCUAAGAUGAUCCAAAAAUCUACUAUAUCCAAUGUUUUGCCGCUCUGCUCCCCUGCUGUUCCUCAACCCAGUGCCAUUCGUACUGGUCCUUAG